AUGUUAUCUACAAAGGGAUACAUGUCUGUUCUCAAAGAAGAAGAUUUUAAUGAAAUCCUGACACAAAUAAAAAAUAUAAAGAAUUUAUUCAUGGUCUUAUUAAGUGUUUGGAAGGCAAAGAAAAUGUUCAUAGAAUGUAUUAAGGUCAUAGAUGAGAAGUUGCCAGAUUUAACUGAAGAGGAAUUCAUAUAA
Funneliformis caledonium is the source of this 192-nucleotide messenger RNA. Lineage: Eukaryota; Fungi; Glomeromycota; Glomeromycetes; Glomerales; Glomeraceae. The record is from the annotation of a GenBank genome assembly.